This is a messenger RNA of Chaetomium fimeti, 1125 nucleotides long. RefSeq lists its product as uncharacterized. The record is from RefSeq and is a predicted model, not a curated record. Lineage: Eukaryota; Fungi; Ascomycota; Sordariomycetes; Sordariales; Chaetomiaceae. The transcript has 5 exons. The coding region runs from base 310 to 1125 and encodes 271 amino acids.
AGGCAUUGCUUCCGGACCGCGCAACACUUCCCAAAAGGAUCAAAGUAGUAAAUAUCGGCUGUCCCCUGAUUCAUAAUCACUGUUGGCACCGCAAUUCGAGAUUCGGAGAUAACCCAGCCCCACCGUUACGGACUUAGACGUCAGGGUGUACAUAGCAUCAGGGAGUUCAACGUCAAACUCAAAGAUACAUAUACCAAUACUUCGUUCACCAUGUCUUCCCAUUGUUGUUUUCCAUCUCAUUCUCAAUCAUUUCCACCAUCCUCACCUCCCGAGAACAACGCUUAAUACCGUCAAAAAGCCACUUCCAAAAUGCUCUCCGCCAAAACCAUCAUCGCAACCGGCGCCUCCUCCGGCAUGGGCUUCGAACUCCUCAAACACCUCCUCACCCAACCCUCCCCCGUCCAACAACCCUACCGCAUCAUCCUGGGCGCGCGGGACGUGCCGCGCACGCUGGCAGCCUUCGACACGCUGCGCUACGACGCGGCCCGCCACAGCGUCACGGUGCUGCCGCUCGAGCUGUUCGACCUCGCCGGCGCGCGCGCCUUUGCGUGGGAGGCGCUGGCAAGGCUUGUUAGUGGUGGUGGUGGGGAAGGGGGUGGUGGUGAGGGGGCGCAACAUUACCUGCUGCAUCUGUUCCGCGACAAACUGGUUGAGUCCAAGUCGAGGGUCGUCAUCGUCUCGUCCGGGGCGGUGAGGCUCGUGGGUCAGACAGAAUCGCUGGAGAGGGACCUCCGGGCGGACACAGUUAUCGACCUCUACACGACGUACUGCCAGACCAAGUUCGUCCAGCUGGUCAGCGCGCACUGGUGGCGGCGGGAGUUGGCAGGCCAGUGCACCGUCGUCGCUGUCUCGCCGGGUUUCAUCCCCGGUACGAACCUCGUAAAGAAGUCGGGGUUGUUCAGUGAGGAUAUGCCCGGUGCUCAGUCGAUUGCUGAAGGCGCGCACAGCAUCCUCCGAGCAUUCACCCGGGACGACUUCCCCGCGGAUCCGGAGCAAAUCCUUCUCACCAGCUGGGGCCAGUGGUGGCCCAAGGAAGUCUACGGGCUGACGCUGGACAGGGCACUUCAAGACAAGUGGUCCCCAAGCAAGGAGGCCAUCGAGCGGGAAGCUGGGCUGUCCGAUUGA